Drosophila teissieri is the source of this 1128-nucleotide messenger RNA. Its product is annotated as probable palmitoyltransferase ZDHHC24. Gene Ontology annotation, molecular function: protein-cysteine S-palmitoyltransferase activity. Gene Ontology annotation, cellular component: endoplasmic reticulum; Golgi apparatus. Gene Ontology annotation, biological process: protein targeting to membrane; peptidyl-L-cysteine S-palmitoylation. The transcript has 3 exons. NCBI's taxonomy places the organism in Eukaryota, Metazoa, Arthropoda, Insecta, Diptera, Drosophilidae. The coding region runs from base 132 to 962 and encodes 276 amino acids. The record is from RefSeq and is a predicted model, not a curated record.
UGGCAAAAUAAGCAAUGCUUCUAAAUUAAGAAAUAUAUGUGUAUCGAAAAUUUGUACGUUAAGCUUAACUCGUCAUCAUCACCAAACACAAAAGUAUACUGUAAAACUCUAUACAAUUUUCCAAGCAAAAUAUGUGUUUCAUAUGGACCUGCACCAGAUACUUGGCUCGGAGAAACCCGAAGGUUUGCGUGAGAAUUUCCCAUCCGCUUGCAGUACUUUUCGUCAUCUUGACCACCUUCUUUUUUGUGGGGCUGCAAAUGUUUUACGUGGUGCCGCAAUUGUUUGAUGUCGGAGGAAUGAUGUACAAGCUCGGCUGGCUACUGGCCAUCUUUAUAAUGUACAAUAUCUUUGGCAAUAUGCUGGCCUGUCAUGUUACAAACACUUCGGUGGAGAGUCUGCCAAAGGAUCGGCAAGUUGCGGCACCGGAAGAGGAGCACCUGUGGCACUACUGCGAUAUUUGCGAGAAGCUAAUGCCUCCCAGAUCCUGGCACUGUAUCCUGUGCAAGUGCUGCAUUCUGAAGCGCGACCACCACUGCAUUUUCGCAGCCACUUGCAUUGGACACAAAAAUCAGAGAUACUUUUUCUGGUGCACUUUCUUUAUGGCAUUGGGAACUGGCGUUGCAUGGGCAACCCAUACUAUUGCUUCCCUGAAGUAUUUCAUAUAUUCGAAUCUACAUUCGCACAACUUACCUCCGUUUUGGCUUGUCUUUACCCUAAUGCUCAAUACUUACGCUCUUGCAGCCCCUGUAUCUUUGGUGAUUAUGCAAUUAUCGGAACUUGGACAUAAUGGCGCUUUGUACGACUUCAACAGUGAUAUCUACGAUAUGGGCUUAUGGGAGAAUUUCAAAAUGAUUGUGGGCGAAAAAGUCUUGUGGACCUUCCUCUCACCCACCGUUAAGAGUCCUUUGCCCCACGAUGGUACCCAGUGGAAGAUAAAAAAGGCUGACAUCAGCGAGUAUUGAAAAGUGUUCGGCACCAUGCACUUAAAUUGGAUCAAGUGGAGACCAUCAGCCUCCCAAGACGUGUUGUUAAGAGCAUAAAAUCGUGGCCAGAUAUCUUGGGCGUUUCACUAAAUGUCUGCAUUAUCCUGUUCUUCUACUUCUUCGACGUUUUCUACGUAAUGCCACA